GCGAGGGAAAGAAAAAAAAAUGAACGAGUAACCGAAAAGUCAAAAAACUAGGUUUUUUAUUUUUCUUUUAAAUUCCGAAAAACAAAUUGGUGUUGCCUCCAACCUGAGAAGAGAAGAAGCUCCGAAAAUCGAAGUCCUCUGUUUGAAUGGAAGAAGUGAAAACAGCGAUGGCACCUCCUCCAUCCAGGAAGAGGCCACUUGAAUCAACCGUCCACUCCAAUUACUUCAACCUUCGUGCUGUUAUUCGAGACCUUCGUCCUCGCUUUCUCCAGGUUCUCCGAACUCCUGACUUCAAAAAUUGCAAGGCAUCCCAAGAAAUUCGAGAACAGAUGAAGACAGUGAUCAAAUUAUACGAUAAUAUGAAAGCUGAUGCGGUUUCACUCGCAAAGUCCAAGAAUGUGCAAGAUGGCCAGAUGAAGGCUGGGCAGCUUCAACGUGUCAAGUCCCCAGAACAGAGUCAAGUAGAGAAAUCAUCUGCACGGCCAUCGGAAAUUAAGCUUACUCCGCCGGUUCCUGGGUUUCAGAAGCAAGUGGUUGAAGAUGGUCAAACACAAGGGACAUAUGUAGUUGGAGGAUCAGCUUUUGGCUGGAAUUUCAUCACCUUUUCAGGCAAGGAAUCUGUCUAUUAUGGUAGGACAAAGGAACAAUUUCGAUCAGGAAAAGUGACCGAGUAAUCCUAUGGAGAGCUUGAAAGUUGAAACCCCUAUUCUGGGUAGAACUAUACUGUAUAAGUGGUUUUUAUAAACAUUUUUUUUAUGAUUAACUUAUUUUUAUAUACCAACAGAUUUGGAACAUGUCAGUAAUAGUUUUGCUACUGAUUGGAUUUCCAUCAUUGAAACCAAAUUUACUCAAAGAGGGAAAUUAUGCAUCUUAUGUUAUUUAUGUUAAUCCUUUACCAUGCCUGCUUCGUGAG
This is a messenger RNA of Cajanus cajan (pigeon pea), 913 nucleotides long. RefSeq lists its product as uncharacterized. Lineage: Eukaryota; Viridiplantae; Streptophyta; Magnoliopsida; Fabales; Fabaceae. The record is from RefSeq and is a predicted model, not a curated record.